CUCGACUUCAGGCUUUCAACCUACAAUUUCUCACAAUUAACAGUUAACAAUUCAAGUUAAAUCUCAAGGGUCUAAGACCAUCGAGUCUGUUGCCUACUAUGCAUAUGUAGACCUUCACUAGGAAUUGUGCGUCAGUACCUAGUACUCACCGACAUUUAGGAACAGACAGGAUACAUACUUAUUAUGCGAUCUCGUCUCCCUGGUUCAUUCUUUCCGCACACGCAACUUGGAAGCAACUUGGAAGCACUCGGGUAGACCUCGAAGAAGCGUGAAACCGUCAUAUCCCCAAGGUCUCUCAUCUGGUCCAACUCUAUCCUCAACAUGAGUGAUCUUCUCAACUAUCUAGUACAGCAUGAUCAGAAUUUUAGAAGGGCUCGCCUUCCAGCUCUCUACUCCGAUUUCCGUUCCCAACGGACCCUAAAUCCAGAUGGCUUCGUCGCCAACGUCGCAGCAUGGAAGCAGGCGCUCUCUUCUGCCGCGCUCGCCGGCUACGCACCAUCUAAAUCAACUACACGGAAUCACCUGAUCCUCGAUCUAGACAGCGAUUCGCUCCUACGCUCCCUCGAAAGUAAGCAAUUCGGGCGGCCCCUAGCAUUGGGAACUGUUCUACAGGAUGCUAUAGCGAACGGAGAGAUGAUGUCACUGCAACAGUUCCUCAAGACCAAGGAGAGUAUAUACUACCGAUCAUGGGGGAAUAUACCGUGGUCUGUCAUGUCGUGGGGGCUUAAGCAGGUAGGAAUAGGUGGACCAGGCGACAGUCUACCCCGGGGCCAGUUCGUGGUAUUGCAAAAUCUGGACGCGAUUGCCAAGGCAUUUAGCGAGGCAAUCGUAGACCGUACUUCACCAUUCGAGCGAAGCUUCUCGAAGGCUCAUUUUAGACGAACCUUUGCCGAGGGCUUACUCGAGGAGAAUCAACGACUAUCCGAGACGGACUUCGAGGUACUGGUAAAGUUUCUAUCGCGAGACAAGCACAUACUAGCUACGGAUGGGAACACAAUCAAGAUCCGGAAUAGUGCUGAAGAUGCGACUGUCACUGAGGAAGACUCAGCGAUUGCGUCCCUAAAGGAGCUGAUGGAAGACUUGACACGACAAACCAAGAUAUUGAACCAUCGCAUCGACGAACUAAACCUCGCCGCCCAAGAUGCUGUGCGCAGAAAGAACCGGGUUGCCGCGCUGGCGUCUCUCAAGUCAAAGAAGCAGGCCGAAGCGAAUCUUUCGCGGCGUCACGCUACUCUCAGCCAGCUAGAAGAUGUUGCUGCUAAGAUCGAGCAGGCAGCUGAUAAUGUCCAAUUGGUGAAGGUCAUGCAGUCAAGCACGGUUGCGCUUCGCAACUUAAACGCCCAAGUGGGUGGCGCCGACAAAGUCGAUGAGGUACUAGAUAAUCUCCGCGAGCAGAUGGGCGAAGUGGAUGAAGUAGGCAACGUAAUCGCCGAAGUAGGACCUGGCGCCACUAUCGACGAGACGGAGGUAGAUGACGAAUUCGAAGCCAUGCUAGCGGAGGAGCGGAAGAAGGACGAGGAGACAGAGAGGAUCAAGCGGGAAGCCCAGGAAGAGAGAGAAUCCGAAGAGACGAGGCUAAGGUUGGCCGAACUGGAGAAGUUAGGACCAUUACCUGUGCCUAGUCAGAUGACGGAGAAGGAUACGAGACCUAUUACACCCGUUACUACCACUGCUAAUGAGUUGGGAGACAUGCAUAUAAAGAAUGAUAAUGGGGCGCAGAAGAUAGCGCAGAAGGCCGAGUAAAUUCAUUAGCAACCAUCUAAUACUAAAUCGGCCU
Molecule: messenger RNA, 1777 nt
Organism: Annulohypoxylon maeteangense
Lineage: Eukaryota; Fungi; Ascomycota; Sordariomycetes; Xylariales; Hypoxylaceae
Product: Snf7-domain-containing protein
Exons: 2
Coding region: 322-1743 (473 amino acids)
Biological process (GO): late endosome to vacuole transport via multivesicular body sorting pathway; vesicle budding from membrane
Cellular component (GO): ESCRT III complex; multivesicular body; cytoplasmic side of plasma membrane
Source: RefSeq, a predicted model, not a curated record